Molecule: messenger RNA, 7906 nt
Organism: Cheilinus undulatus (humphead wrasse)
Lineage: Eukaryota; Metazoa; Chordata; Actinopteri; Labriformes; Labridae
Product: mediator of RNA polymerase II transcription subunit 13-like
Exons: 30
Coding region: 767-7123 (2118 amino acids)
Biological process (GO): regulation of transcription by RNA polymerase II
Cellular component (GO): mediator complex
Molecular function (GO): transcription coregulator activity
Source: RefSeq, a predicted model, not a curated record
CCAUGAACUGAAAUAAUGGAAAUCUGCAGGACCCAUGGAUCAGCCAGAGAAAAGUAGCCGAUGAGUAGUCUCGUUUAAUUUCGCCUUUUGUCCGUUUUAAGAGUAGUUUUAGUAUGACGGAGGUCUGUGAGGGUUUUAGUGAAAAGGAGGGCGGUAUAGCUAAUUGUUUUAUUUAGCUAGCAAGCUAGCGCUGGAGCUCUGGUAUGUUAGCUUUUGUGCUAGCAGGCUAGGAGAGAUCAGGGGGAGGGGAGAGUUCCUUUGCUUUGAAAUUGUUUCAGAUCAGCUAGCUUGUAUUAGCAUUAGCUCACCAGGGACUAAGCUUUUGGGGUGAAGUUUUUUAGUUUUCGAGCACGUAUUUUUCACUGCGUAUAUAACUUUUCUUUUGUUUGGUUAGUCUUUGUGGUCUCCAUGUCAUGUUAACGUAGACUAUUUAAUGUUCAGAUUAUGUAGCAGCAAGCUUGCGGCUAACCAGAUCAGACAAUACAUUUCAAAUAGGAUUGAUGAAUCGAAUCGCUAGAAGCUUACAGUUGACGCUAUCUGACUGCCUGUCUAACGUUAGCUUAGCUAUCAGGCUAGUGGUGGCUAGCGCCGGUUAGAAGUUGUCUGUUUGACUAGCGGUGGCUAGCUCCAGCUAGCAAGUUGAUCAGCGCUUUAACGGGAUAAUUACAACUAAACAUCGCCUCGCCAGUGAGUUAAGAAGAUCAUCUCUUGCCCCCGAUGGUGAUUGAGACAAUGGACUUUAACGUUACGACCACGCAGUGAAAGGAUGAGUUCGUGCUUUGUACCAAACGGGGCCAGUUUGGAGGAUUGCCACUCCAACCUCUUCUGCCUGGCUGAUUUGACCGGAAUAAAAUGGCGGCGAUUCGUGUGGCAAGGACCCACCUCUUCGCCCAUCCUUUUCCCUGUGACCGAGGAGGACCCUAUCCUGUGUAGUUUCAGCCGAUGCCUGGCGGCAGACGUGCUGAGUGUGUGGAGAAGGCACCACGCCCCGGGUCGCAGAGAGCUCUGGCUCUUCUGGUGGGGAGAUGACCCCAGUUUUGCCGAGCUAAUCCACAAUGAGCUUUCAAGUGAGGAGGAUGGUGAGUGGGAGAGUGGCCUGUCCUACGAGUGUCGAACGCUCCUGUUUAAGGCCAUCCACAACCUUCUGGAGCGCUGUCUCAUGAACCGUGGCUUCGUUCGCAUCGGCAAGUGGUUUGUUAAGCCAUACCAGAAGGAAGAGAAGACCAUAAAUAAAAGUGAGCACCUCUCUUGUGCUUUCACCUUCUUUGUACAUGGCGACAGCAACGUGUGCACAAGUGUGGAGAUCGCCCAACAUCAGCCUCUUCAGCGACUAAGCGAGGAGCAUCUGAGCCUCGCCCAGCAGAGCUCCAGCCCACUGCAAGUCAUCCUGAGCCCGUACGGCCUAAAUGGAACCCUCACUGGUCAGGCUUUUAAGAUGUCAGAUCACCCCACUCAGAAGCUCAUAGAAGAGUGGAGGCAGUUUUAUCCCAUCAGCCCCAAUCCCAAGGAGGUCCAGGAGGACAAGAUGGAGGAUACAGACUGGGAGGACGACUCCCUCGCGGCUGUGGAGGUUCUCGUCGCGGGUGUAAGGAUGGUUUACCCCUCCUGCCUGGUGCUCCUCCCCCUGUCCGACCUCCCUGCUGUUGUCCCCCAAGGUACAGCCAACCCCUCAGGGAGCCUGUGCGGUGCCCAGCAGGGUCAGGCUGUUCACAGGGAUCCUGCCAUGUCCUCAGUCACUCUGACUCCUCCAACAUCACCAGAGGAGGCUCAGACUGAUUAUCAGCCUGCUCAGAGGUGGCUCAAGUUGUCCUCUGCAUCCGAUGGCUUCAGCUCUAACAACACUCUUCAUGGGGGUAAAAUCCCUCGCAGGCUUGCCGGCCAGAUGGUUGAGUCUGUGUGGCAGGAGUACAACAUUAACCGCACAGGGCACAAAAGGAAGUUUACUACAUUGACCAAUGGCACCUGUGAGGAAGAGCCUGACAAAACUGGACUUUGGGAUUUUGUGGAGCCAGCUCAUAGGGCGCACUGUAACUGCUCAAGACAUAAGAAUCAGAAACAGCGAUCCAGCAGCACCUCAGGACACACGCCUUCAUCAGGCCAACCACCCCAAAUGACCCCCAAACACAAGCUGGGCGAGAAGCUUGAGAAGGCAGAGAAGCAGCAGAAGAGGCCACAGACGCCUUUUCACCACCGCAACUCUGUGAGCGAGGAGCAGUCCAUGGAGCCGCAGACACAGAGGCUUUGUCUGCGACCACAGGAGGAAGGCUCAUAUCCCAGCCUGCACCAUGUCGACACAGUGCCCUCCAAAGCACCCACACUGCACACACACGGCCCCCCUGCAGACCUCGUAGGUUCCCCGCCCCCGCCUCCUCUCAGCCCGCACCCCUGCGAUCAAGUAGAGGGCGAUGUGACUCCAGGUGGCAUGAAGAGCUCGUCUACGCCCAUCCACCAACCGUUCUACCCGCCGUCGGUGGAGCCCUGUCUGCUGCCACAGAAGGGCUCGUCUGAGGAGCCUCAACCAGAGAACAUGCCUCUGCCUUUCCCUCCAAACUACAAUGAAACUUUAGAACCUACCGUCUUUGUUGGCUCAGCCAUCAACCCUAAUGAAGACUCCACCCACAACCCCUGGAAGUAUUUCAACCUGCCAAGAAAGAAGGCAUCCAACUUCCAGACGCCGCAGCUACCUGUAGAUAAAAUGCGAGACGACUCUGGUGGAGCUGUAGGGGCAGAGACUGUAGUGUCUGUCACUGAGUCAAUGUCUGCCUCCACACAUAAGCUGAAAGUGUCUGAGGAGCUGGUGAACACUUACACUCAGCGGAGAAACAGCCAUCUAAUGUCUGCCAUGGGUGACGGAGAACAGAGUGAGGAGCCAGACCCUUAUGCAUUCGUUGAGGGAGAUGACGAGUUCACCUUUACUGAUAAAAAAGACAAACCUGGAGCUGAAAAAGAGAACAACAAAAAACACAAGGGCGAUGAAGGAUCUGGGAGUUCAGGAGAUGAUGGUCAGGGUCCUUCAGGUAAUAAACCUUCAGCGUCAACCAGCCUCAUUCAUGAGAACGACUUAGCCGUGUCCUACAGCGACCUGGAUAAAAUCUUCAAUUCAGAUGAAGAUGAGCUGACACCUGGAUCUAAAAGAGCUGGAGUUGGCACUGAAGACAAGUUUGGCUGUAAAGAGCCGAAAGCAGCCACGUUGGACCCUCUGUCUUGCAUAAGCUCAGCAGACCUGCACCAGAUGUUUCCCACCCCGCCCUCCCUGGAGCAGCAGGGUUACUCCCCCAUGAACUCUGGGAGCAAGGACAGCCUGGAAGCAGGGGCGGGCCUCACCCUGUUGGAUGGCAGCCAGCUCAAUAACCACUUCAAGAUGGAGGUGGAGGAGGGAUUCUGCAGCCCCAAGCCAUCUGAAGUAAAGGACUUCUCCUUUGUGUAUAAGACGGAGACGAGUCAGGCCUUCAUCGGCUGUUCCAUGUAUGCCCCCCUGAAGACGCUACCAAGCCAGUGUCUGCUGCCUGUCAAACUGCCAGAAGACUGCGUGUACACGCCCAGCUGGACCCUGGGCAAGAUGGAACUCGUACCGCCAGUGUCAAACGUCAAUCUUCUCACCAAAGACAGUAAUGUCCCCAGUGUGGAGCCAGACUACAGUCAGACCUACACCCCUCAGACUCACACCCCCUUCAUGUCCAGCAGUGCCCCUCCCAGCAACAGCGGCACCGGUAUCCUUCCCUCCCCAGCCACUCCUCGCUUCUCUGUUCCCACGCCGCGCACCCCACGCACUCCACGAACACCCCGCGGCCCAUCCAGUGUCCAAGGCUCGCUUAAGUAUGACAACUCUGACCUGUACUCCCCCGCCUCCACUCCCUCCACCUGCCGACCCCUCAGCUCUGUCGAGCCGGCAACCGUACCCUCCAUUCCCGAGGCUCACAGCCUCUACGUCACCCUCAUUCUCUCUGAGUCAGUCAUGAACCUCUUUAAAGACUGCAACUUUGACAGCUGCUGCGUGUGCGUCUGCAACAUGAACAUCAGAGGAGCAGACGUAGGAGUGUAUCUCAAGGACAACGGCGAGGCGCAGUACCCCUGCACCUGUGGCUUCAGCGCUGUCACCAACCGGCGCUUCGGCCAAUCAGCCGGGCUGUUCCUGGAGGACGAGCUGGACGUGGUGGGACGGGGCUCGGAUUCCAGCCGUGACACGGAGCGGUGUUUUGAGGAAUUGCGAGCGUUGCACAAAGCGGGCAGCCUCGGGGAGAAAGCUCCAGACGAGCUAAUCCUGCUGCUGCAGGACCAGUGCACCAACCCUUUUGCUCCGAUGGCAGGUGUGGAGUACCCCAAGCUAGGCUCUACUACCAGCUCUUUUCUGCGGGUGGAGGAGAGAGACUGUUACAAUGACUGCUACAUGGCUCUGGAGCAUGGCAGACAGUUCAUGGACAACAUGUCAGGAGGAAAAGUGGAUGAAGCGCUAGUGAAGAGCACCUGCCUUCAUCAGUGGGACAAAUGCAAAUCAGCAGAUAUGAACAAGCUGUUCUCUCAGGACGUCCUGCGGGUGUUGUUGUCCCUACAGCCUGUGCUGCAGGACACCAUUCAGAAGAAGAGGAGUGUACGCUCAUGGGGCGUUCAGGGACCACUCACCUGGCAGCAGUUCCACAAGAUGGCUGGGAGGGGAUCAUAUGGUACAGAUGAGUCUCCUGAGCCCCUACCCAUCCCGACCUUUUUGGUGGGCUAUGAGUAUGACUUCGUGGUGCUGUCUCCUUUCGGGUUGCCCUAUUGGGAGAAGCUUCUUCUGGAUCCUUUCGGCUCCCAGAGAGAUGUGGGAUAUGUUGUCAUCUGUCCAGAAAAUGAAGCUCUGCUCGGCAGGGCAAAGACCUUCUUCAAAGAUCUCAGUGCAAUGUAUGAGGCAUGUCAGCUGGGGCAACACAGACCCAUCUGUAAGAGUCACCCAGAGGGCGUGUUGAAGGUUGGCAGCACAGACAGGAGGAGUAUGACAGAGCAGCCCCUUAGUGACUGGUUUCUCAAGAUGGCUGCCAGAGACGGGAACAAUGAAGCCUUUAAUAAGCUUAAACUCUUUGCUCAAGUUUGCCGCUAUGACCUAGCUCCGUACCUGUCAGAGCAGUCCUUGGAUAGCUCUCUGUUGUCCCAGCGCAGCCCCUUUGUGUCCUCUUCUUCCUCCUCCUCCUCCCAGACCUCCAACUCUUCCAGCACCUCCUCAGGACCCCAGAGCACCAACACUACCAGCUCCAGCACCAGCUCUGCCCAGGUCAACAGCACCCCUCCUUCCUCCUCUUCCUCCUCCUCAGGCUCUCAGACUAUCGGAGGAAUGGCCUCAGCCAAGCCGAGCUCCUACUCGCCGUUUGGGACAGCGGGCCUACCGGCCGGUGCGUCUCAGAAUGGACCCCAGUUGAACUCACAAGUGGCAGCAGAAAAUGGACCCUCUGCCAGCCAACCUCAAGCACCCACUGAGGCACCAGAGAGCACAAUGGAGAGAGACAAAGUUGGGAAGCCAACAGAUGGAGAGUCUCACGCUGUGUCAUACCCUCCUGCCAUCGUGGUUUACAUCGUCGACCCAUUCAGCUACGAAGAUGCAGACAGAGAAGUCCACUCCAGCACCUACACGCUGGGUCUGCUGCGUUGCUACAUGGAGAUGCUGCAGUUCUUGCCAGCUCGCAUCAGAAACGCUGUCUCAGUACAGAUUGUUCCCUGUCAGUACCUGCUGCAGCCGGUUCACAGCGGAGAGCGCCACCUCUACGGCCAGCACCUUAAAUCUCUGGCCUUCUCCGUGUUCACACAGUGCCGCCGGCCUCUGCCCAACUCCACCAACUUCAAAGCUCUGACCGGCUUCGGCCCCGGUCUCGCAAUCGACAUGGCGCUCAAGAACCCAGAGAGGCCUGAGUGUCUGCGCCUAUACACGCCGCCCUUCAUCCUGGCUCCAGUCAAAGACAAGCAGACUGAGCUGGGGGAGACAUUUGGUGAGGCAUCGCAGAAGUACAACGUCCUGUUUGUUGGCUAUUGCCUGUCACAUGACCAGCGCUGGCUGCUGGCUUCCUGCACCGACCAGCACGGAGAACUGCUGGAAACCUGCAUCAUCAGCAUCGAUGUGCCCAACAGGGCUCGCAGGAAAAAGGGCUCUGUCAGGCGGGUGGGUUUGCAGAAGCUGUGGGAGUGGUGUCUCGGCCUGGUGCAGGUGACAUCAUUACCGUGGAGGGUGGUGAUCGGGAGGCUUGGUAGGAUGGGCCAUGGCGAGCUGAGAGACUGGAGUAUUCUGCUGAGCAGGAGGAACCUACAGUCUCUUAGUAAACGUCUGAAGGAGUCGUGCAGGAUGUGUGGCAUUUCUGCUGCAGACACUCCCAGCAUCCUCAGUGCGUGUCUGGUUGCCAUGGAGCCUCAAGGCUCUUUUGUCAUUAUGCCAGACUCGGUGUCGACAGGUUCAGUUUUCGGUCGCAGCACCACUCUCAACAUGCAGACGUCACAGCUGAGCACCCCUCAGGACACAUCGUGCACACACAUCUUGGUGUUCCCCACCUCAGCUAUGGUGCAGGUCAACACCAACACUACAGAGCCCAUCGACAUCAACUUCAACCCCAUAAAUCCUGAUGGAUCUGAUGGAAUGGGCAUCUUUGACCUGUUUGAUAACGAUAUGGUGGAUCCAGACCUCAUCAACAUCCUGCCCAACUCCCCCACGACUUCCCCAGUUCACUCCCCUGGCUCCCACUAUCAUCAGGGGGGAGAUGGUAGCAAGGGACAGAGUGCAGACCGUAUGGAGUCCCAUGAGGAGGCUCUGAAUAUCCUACAGCAGCCGAUGGCUUUGGGCUACUUUGUCUCCACAGCCAAGGCUGGACCACUGCCCGACUGGUUCUGGUCAGCGUGCCCUCAAGCCCAGAACCAGUGCCCACUCUUCCUCAAGGCCUCCCUGCACUUGCACGUGUCUUCUGUCCAAUCAGACGAGCUUCUGCACAGUAAACACUCCCACCCACUGGACUCCAACCACACCUCUGAUGUGCUCAGAUUUGUUCUGGAGCAGUACAACGCCCUCUCCUGGCUGACAUGCGACCCUGCCACGCAGGACCGCCGCUCCUGUCUGCCUGUUCACUUCGUGGUGCUCACACAGAUGUACAACUUUAUCAUGAACAUGCUCUGAACUGUGACAGGCUCAAACUGAGGGGAUUUUAACUGAUGAAUUGCAGGAUUCCUUGGAUCCCUGACAAUUAAAGGACCUCACACUCCAUCAGGGCAAACAUGGAGGAAGCACCCCCCUCCCCCUCCUCCUCCCUGGUGUAUCUCACACAUCACUGACUGACUGGAAGUUUCCAAUCAACCAAUCAAUCAACCAGAUGCCAAGAAUCCACUUUGGAAGAUCAAGGGACGUUUCAUAAAGGAGAAUAAAAUGUCUUUUUAAUGACUGUAGAUUGCAAUCUAUGAAAUUUUAUCUUAAUGAAAUGCCUGCAUAUAUUAUUUAUUGUAAGUUUUUAAAUGUGGAAUUUUUAAUGCUUAAUAUCUUUUAUAUAUUACAAAUCCUAGAGGGUGUGUACAUCUCACUGUAAAGGAAUUGGUUUAAAAAGUGUAAUUUUCUCGAUUACAACACGGAACAAACCAUGUCCGAGUGAAUUUGCUGUAGAUUGCUUUUAGAAUAUUAUUUUUUCAAAGGGUACAGACCUUUUUAUCGCCACGCUGUAAAAAUGAAGUAAAAGCUGGCCCCGGGCAUUUGUGUCCCACCCGACGAGUGGAUGAGACUUACCUCUCUGUCUGCUGCGGCUCCAGAGUCUCUCGCACAGUAACUCAAUGAGCUCUGAAGAGGAAUUAAAAGGUACAUUGUCAGAUUAUAUAUUUUAUAUAACAGAUUUAGGUAAUUGUGUGUGUAUAUGUGUACAUAUAAUUGUGUGCCGCUACUGAUGGUGCAGCUUCUGUUUUAGGAAUAAAGUGC